This is a messenger RNA of Peromyscus maniculatus bairdii (prairie deer mouse), 2746 nucleotides long. RefSeq names its product occludin (gene Ocln). Gene Ontology annotation, biological process: bicellular tight junction assembly. Lineage: Eukaryota; Metazoa; Chordata; Mammalia; Rodentia; Cricetidae. The record is from RefSeq and is a predicted model, not a curated record. Gene Ontology annotation, cellular component: apical plasma membrane; cytoplasmic vesicle; bicellular tight junction.
UCGGAGUUUCAGGUGAAUGGGUCACGGAGGGAGGAGGCCGGCCACGCCACACCUUGUCGCUCGUGCCCACCUCCCGCCCCCUCCUUCCUCAGGCGACGGCGGUGGAGGUGAAGGAGAGCGGUCCAGGGCACGAAGGAGCAGCCGGCCCCGGGCGCAGCAGGUUUGCUUAUCUUAGGAGCCUGAAGUCUUGCUCCUCAUAAACAUCAGGUGACCAGUGACAUCAGCCAUGUCUGUGAGGCCUUUUGAAAGUCCACCUCCUUACCGACCUGACGAAUUCAAACCCAAUCAUUAUGCACCAAGCAAUGAUGUGUAUGGUGGGGAAAUGCACGUUCGGCCAAUGCUCUCCCAGCCAGCAUACUCCUUUUACCCAGAAGAUGAAAUUCUUCACUUCUACAAAUGGACAUCACCUCCAGGAGUGAUUCGGAUCCUGUCUAUGCUCAUUAUUGUGAUGUGCAUCGCCAUAUUUGCCUGUGUGGCUUCCACACUUGCUUGGGACAGAGGCUAUGGAACUGGCAUCUUUGGAGGUAGCCUAGGCUACCCUUAUGGAGGAAGUGGCUUUGGUGGCUAUGGAAGUGGCUAUGGCUAUGGUUAUGGCUAUGGUUAUGGCUAUGGAGGGUAUACAGAUCCAAGAGCAGCCAAAGGUUUCCUGUUGGCCAUGGCAGCCUUUUGCUUCAUUGCCUCCUUGGUAAUAUUUGUUACCAGUGUUGUAAGAGCCGGAAUGUCUAGAACAAGAAGAUAUUACUUGAUUGUGAUCAUAGUCAGCGUUAUCCUGGGCAUCAUGGUGUUUAUUGCAACCAUCGUGUAUAUAAUGGGAGUCAACCCAACUGCCCAGGCUUCUGGAUCUAUGUACGGUUCACAAAUAUACGCCCUCUGCAGUCAGUUCUACACUGGAGCUACUGGACUCUACGUGGAUCAGUAUUUGUAUCACUACUGUGUGGUGGAUCCCCAGGAGGCUAUAGCCAUUGUCCUGGGCUUCAUGAUUAUCGUGGCUUUUGCUUUAAUCGUUUUUUUUGCUGUGAAAACCCGAAGGAAGAUGGACCGGUAUGACAAAUCCAAUAUUCUGUGGGAUAAAGAACAUGUGUAUGACGAGCAGCCCCCCAAUGUGGAAGAGUGGGUUAAAAAUGUGUCCGCAGGCACACAAGACAUGCCUCCACCACCAUCCGACUAUGCGGAGAGAGUUGACAGUCCGAUGGCCUACUCCGCCAACGGCAAAGUGAAUGACAAGCGGUCAUACCCAGAGUCUUUCUAUAAGUCAACACCAUUGGUGCCGGAAGUGGCUCAGGAGCUCCCUCUGACUUCGCCUGUGGAGGACUUCAGACAGCCUCGCUACAGCAGCAGCGGUCACCCAGAGACACCUUCCAAAAGGGCUCCCACCAAGGGAAGAGCGGGAAGGGCGAAGAGAACCGAGCCGGACCACUACGAGACAGACUACACGACAGGCGGCGAGUCCUGCGACGAGCUGGAGGAGGACUGGGUCAGGGAAUAUCCACCUAUCACUUCAGAUCAACAAAGGCAACUCUACAAAAGGAAUUUUGACACAGGUCUGCAGGAGUACAAGAGUUUACAGGCUGAACUCGACGAGGUCAAUAAAGAGCUCUCCCGCCUAGACAGAGAACUGGAUGACUACAGAGAAGAAAGUGAAGAGUAUAUGGCUGCCGCUGAUGAAUAUAAUAGACUAAAGCAGGUUAAAGGAUCUGCAGAUUAUAAAAGUAAGAGGAAUUACUGCAAGCAGUUGAAGAGCAAGUUGUCGCACAUCAAGAGGAUGGUUGGGGACUAUGACAGACGGAAAACUUAGGCAGCUGCCCCGCUGCUGGAGAAGUGAGGCACAUCUGUCUGUCUGCCUGAUGUCGCUGCAGUUCUCUCCAGAGGCAAAGUGACUUUGGACUCUAGUCUGGGAAGUUAAACUUUGUGAUCAUUACAAAGUUUCCAUAGCUUUAAUUCCGUCAGUUUCACAUCAUCAGUAUUGAAACAUUUUAUAAAUGGCUUUUAUAAUCCACUGGGCUGAACACUCCAGUUGUGAAUUUUACACUUUCAAUGUGGAUUUCUGUAUUAAGAAUGACAUGUUGUUUGAGGUUUUAAAUUUAAAGGCAUGUCCCGGGGUGGACUGUGUUGUGAACUUUCACAUGCCAGACAAUGAUUUUUUAAUACCCAGGUGUGUUCCUCCAGGUAGAGGCCAUCUUAUUAAUCAUCUCAACAGCCCUUCAGGUGACUUAUUUAUAAUCCCUUUUCAGGUAAGGAAAUUGGGUCCCUGCCAUGAUAUCUCUGCAGUGAAACUGCUUGCUUCCCAAAGGCAGUUCUGGCUAAGUCUGUUUAUUACUCUGCAAAUAAUAGCAUUCCCACCUUUUGUAUUUCCAUUACUGUGCACAGUACAUUCUAAAGACCCCCUUCCCUACUGAUUUUCUUCUUAUAUUGACUUUAACAUAAAUGAUUAGGAUUAUUUUGGCUUCACAUCACUUUUCCUGAUACUUAAGAUCAUGUAAAAUUAACAAAUGUGUAAAGUUUAAAAAUUGUAAAUAUAUAUUUACUUUUGAAAGAUCAUUUUAAAUCCAGGGUUAGAGUUCUGUGUAUUUUUACAGUGCUUUUUAUCUUUGAUAGUUUACAUGCUUUUUGUUGUUGUUGUUGAUCUUUUCACUGUAUCAGAGUAUCCAAUUACAUUUUUAAUGAUGACUUGAAUUGUAUUUCACAGGAAUGUUCAAGUUCUGUACAUAUUUUGUAAGGUAUUAAACCUAGCGUUCUCUUUCUAAAA